This is a messenger RNA of Penaeus monodon (black tiger shrimp), 2554 nucleotides long. RefSeq names its product vascular endothelial growth factor A-A-like. The record is from RefSeq and is a predicted model, not a curated record. Gene Ontology annotation, cellular component: membrane. Gene Ontology annotation, molecular function: growth factor receptor binding; growth factor activity. The transcript has 8 exons. Gene Ontology annotation, biological process: positive regulation of protein autophosphorylation; positive regulation of cell population proliferation. Bases 197 to 1180 code for a protein of 327 amino acids. NCBI's taxonomy places the organism in Eukaryota, Metazoa, Arthropoda, Malacostraca, Decapoda, Penaeidae.
GUGCGGGUAUGGUUUCAUUCGGGCUGUGGCAGCGGCGCUGGUCGGACGUAUACGUAGUGCGGAAGGUGUUGGCAAGAACGACUGCUCUGCCGGACUUCUUGCUUCUUUUCCCACUUAUUAUCGAAUUCUCUGUGACAGUACGGCGUCUGCCUGGCGUGUAGGAAGUGACAGUGUUUACUGCAAAUAGAAGGUCAGGAUGAAGAUGUGGGUGGCGGUGGUUGGUGUGCUGGCACUGGCAUCCAGAUCACACUCGACCUUCACAUAUCCUGACUCUGAGGACAGCGUGUUACCUGGCGUGAGGACUAUGCCUGCGGGGAGGCAUCCAGAAGAGGAGAGAAUACACUUCCCCACAGACGACUUCACGGAUAUACUAGACCUGCACGAGCUCGACAGAGACACCCUGAAUCGCCUCAACGCUAUCACCAACAUCUCCGACUUCGCUCAGAUGUUCGACCUGUCACUGCCGGAGGACGACUCCGACAACUCUUCGGUGAUGACCAGGUUUGGCGGCUCUAACGAUGAGUCGGUAGAGCUGGCCUCCAUGGCUAACUGCAAGCCGGAGCUCCGCACGGUAGAGCUGGACCUGCCCCACGACCCCCACACUACCUUCUACCCGACCUGCAUCCGGGUCGAGCAGUGCGGCGGCUGCUGCUUCGGGCCGCUGCUCACCUGCAGGCCAAGCAUCACCAAGGCCUUCGAUGUCAAGGUGCUGAAGACGACGACGAGCUCGAGCGACUCCUCCCGCCGCAGCCGCCCGGGCCGCCGCCACCGCCGCGAGAACACCGUCAGCUACCACACGGUGUCGGUGGUGAAGCACACGGCCUGCGAGUGCGGGUGCAAGGUGCAGGCCAGCGACUGCAACACCACCAUCCACACCUACCAUGAGGGCGAGUGUGCCUGCGUUUGCAAAGACAGAGACGAGAAAAGUAAAUGCGAGGAGCAGAAUAGCACGAAAUACUGGUCAGACGAGACGUGCUCCUGUUACUGCCGCAAACCGCUGUCUUGUGGCUCAGGAGAAUAUUUCUCCCAAGUCUCCUGCAGGUGCGAGCAUCUGGCCGUGCGGAGUGGCAUCAUCUUCGGCGCCGGAGAAGAACCUAUUUACGAGCGCGGAAGAUCGGCCAGCCCCACGCGGAUACCUUGGAACAGGAUCAACCGCAGAAAGCCAGUCAGGGUGUCGUAGGAGGGUGUAUUCGCGACUGGGACCGGAUCAUGUUAUUUGAUUUUUGAAAGCUUGGGGGUUUCAGCUCCCAGGCUAAAUGAUCUAUAAUGAUAGGUUAUUUAUAUUAACAAGCCAAGAAAGCGUAACCAAAUAUAUAUUAUAGUAUAUACGCUCAUAUUUUAUAUCAUACUCGGAUGUUAAGUCUCGUAAAUACAUAUGCAGACGCGCAGAAUGCUGCUAGUAGUAUUUUUAUGUAAAAAUAAAGGGAGGUUCUGGAUAUCUAUGUUAAUUUGCGUUAUAUAAAAACUCAACUGAUCGAGGCUAUGAAGUUGCCAAAUUGUCUGAUAUCCAGACUAAAAUAUUAUUUUCUUCAUUAAAUAGCUGUCACUUAUGAAGAUGCGUGGCUCGAUUAUGUCACUGUGUCUUUGCGUCCUUGCUUAUGAACCUCCUUAGCACAGUCUCCCCCAUUCUACACAAACAAUUGAAGAUACAAUAGAAAAAUUAUAUAUAUGUGUAUGUAUGUAUGUAUGUAUAUGUAUAUGUAUAUAUAUAUAUAUAUAUAUAUAUAUAUAUAUAUAUAUAUAUAUAUAUAUAUAUAUACAUAUAUAUAUAUAUACACAGAGAGAGAGGGGGGGGGGAAGAGAGAGAGAGAGGGGGGGAAUGAAGAGAGAGAGAGAGAGAGGAGGGGAAGGAAGAGAGAGAGAGAGAGAAGGGGAGAAAUAUAGAGAGAGAGGAGGGGAAAAAGAGAGAGAGACGGAGAAAGAGAGAGAGACGGAGAAAGAGAGAGAGAGAGAGAGAGAGAGAGAAAGGAAGAGACUGACAGAGAGAAUGAAAAUGACAGCGCAGUACAAUGCAUUUCACAACCCAAGGGCAUUUUCAAUUCAAACAUAAAACAGCAUUUAUAUAGCGUCAGAACACCAGUCUUUUCCUUUGACCGCCUCUGAUGCUUUCAGAGCAACACGCCCAGAGAGGCUGAAGUACAGAAGUGGUUCAUUUUCCAAAGAACAAUGCGCAAGCUUUAACUAGGGAGGAUUAGGCUGCAUUUACAAUUAGUUCACUGUCUUUUCAUUAUCAGGUGAUAACGUAAAGACCUGCUGGACAUUAUUCCCAAGUUAUUUUGUAUUCCAGAAUAUGUCAUGACACCAUAAUAGAUUCAUGACAUAAUAUUCUCUGCUGGCAUUAAUAGGCUUUUGUUUGGUUAUGUGAAAGCUUACCUUUUACAUGUAAAAACAUAACAGCGCAGAUUCCCAUCUUCUUCAAAAUGUGUUUAAAGUAUUUACCAUGUAAUAUAUCUAUAUUAUAUUUUAUUUCAAAAGAGAUUAUCACCUAAAAAAAAAUUAUUUUAUGUAUUGUUCUUGUACUGAAUGCUUUAUAAAUACAGUAUGUAUAUUUUUA